UCUUUCCAGCCGGUCCACCCCAUCCCCUCAAAACGCCGUAUUUUGCGCAUGUACCACCAAACGGGAGCAUUCAUCGACUCCAAGAUGGCGAAAGCAGCGCUGGUCUCCUCUAUGGUCCUCCUGUGUACACACUGCUACGUCACUAUCAUGGCAGUGAACCUCCGAAGUGAAAAUACUACACCGUGGACCGAGGAAUUCGGCUCCAUCGAACUAUCGUGUAAGAUAGAAUCCAUCAUUACAGAAAAACCACGCAUUGAAUGGAAGAAGAUAAAAAAUGGUGAACCCAGUUAUGUUUAUUUUGCGGACGAAGUAUCAGGGGAUUUAACAGGCAGAGCGAAACUUAUGGAACCCGCAUCCUUAUUUAUAACCAAUGCAACCAGAACAGACACCGCGCAGUACCGGUGUGAGGUCACCGCCCAUAAGGAUGACAAGAUUUUUGAUGAGAUUUUGAUCAACCUUACUGUAAGAGUGAAGCCGGUGACUCCCAGGUGCAGCGUGCCCACAUCUGUGCCCGUGGGGAAGACGGCCGAGCUCCGGUGCGAGGAGAGCGAAGGAUACCCCAAACCGCAGUACCAGUGGUUCCGGAACAAUGACGAACUUCCCCUGGACCCCAAGACCAGUCCCAAAUUCUACAACUCCAGCUACAGCCUGGAUAGCAGCACAGGAACGCUGAGGUUCAGUGUCGUCAAGAAGGAGGACGCGGGAGAGUACUACUGCAGAGCAAAGAACGAGGCAGGGAACUCACAGUGUGGCCCUCAGAAGAUGGAAGUCUAUGAUAUCAAUGUCACGGCCAUCGUACUGGGAGUGCUGGUGGUGGUCAUUGUGCUCUUAUGUAUAACAGUUGGCAUUUGCUGCGCUUGCAAAAAGGGCUACUUCGGAAUCCAGACACAAACAGGAAACAACUACAAGGCCCCAUCCAAAGGAGAUGGAGUGGACUACGUUAGGACAGAAGAUGAGGGUGAUUUCCGGCACAAAUCUUCGUUUGUCAUCUGAGAUGGGGGAGGAAGUGGCCGACGUGAGAUUAAGCAUAAGGUGCAACACACCCUCGUGAACCUCUGGGGUCCCGUGGCAGCGUCCAAGUGGCUAAUGUACACGCCUUCCACUGACGCUUAGCUUGCCUGACAAAACUGAUGAAAUAAAAAAUGUAUCAUAAAUAAUUGGAAAAGAAACAGCCGAGAUGUGGAAUUACGACCUUCGACUUCUGUAUAAAUCUCCAUGUACUCUUUGUCCUGUAAAAACCCCUCUGUCACCAAAACAAACGUCGUAUAGCCACACUUCUAUUUUAUGGCAGUGGUAUGUUUUUAUUAUAAUUUUUAAAUGUAGAUGGCAAAUUCGAGAGCGAAAAAUUAGAAAAAACAGCCAACAAGCCUCCUACAUUAGAGGAGAUCCAGACUAAAAUACCAAUUUAUACGGUAAACACUGCUACUUCAACCCUGUUGUUAUGUGUAUAACAUAACCAUUUUUUUGUACCAGCAAAAUUUGUCAAACUAUUUUUGAUGGAAUAUAUUUUGAAAUGUCUAUAGAUAAAAGGUUUACUUUUUUAAAUGUUUGUAAAAUACUAACACUUAAAAACCAAUGUUUUUAUUAUUUGGUUGUGAGAAGAUGUCAACAUUUCAGUGACGAUUCAGUAUUCAGUUUCAUUUAUACGUGAUGAAAUAGCCAACUUUUUAUUAGUAAAUUGUCAUAUCAGGUUCUUAUUUUUUUUGUUUUCGAUUGAUGGUCUUACAGUUUGUUUUCUGCUGGGAUUUAAAUAUGUUGAUAUUUUUUAAGAAAUUUCAUGUCUUGUAGAUAGUCCAAAAACAAUACUGAGGCACUGCAUUAGAACGUUGUCGAGCACUAAGGUGUCAGUGCAGAGUAUCCUUGAUUUAAGUGACCUUCUGUGUUUGCUGUUCAUCUUGUAAAUAUCAGAUUUAUCCACAUAGGUGUUUUUUUUUUUUUUAGUUGGAGGUACUUUCAGUAUUAUGUGAAAUAUAACACAGGGUUUGUUUGUCGGCUGAUAAGUGUCGUAUUAGUUGUAAAUAAAUUAGCUGUGCAAAU
Molecule: messenger RNA, 2037 nt
Organism: Paramormyrops kingsleyae
Lineage: Eukaryota; Metazoa; Chordata; Actinopteri; Osteoglossiformes; Mormyridae
Gene: jam3b
Product: junctional adhesion molecule 3b
Biological process (GO): cell migration; cell-cell adhesion
Cellular component (GO): plasma membrane; cell-cell contact zone; protein complex involved in cell adhesion
Molecular function (GO): integrin binding; cell-cell adhesion mediator activity; protein homodimerization activity
Source: RefSeq, a predicted model, not a curated record